GAUAAAGGUCUAAUUGUUGUUUAUCUAGAUGAUAUUUCUAUUGCAACGAAUGAUAUGAAAAAGCACAUUGAAAUUCUCACUGAAGUAUUAAAAUUAUUAAGAGAGGCUGGCUUACAAUUAAAUAUGAAAAAGUGCAGGUUCGCCUACAACGAAAUUGAAUACCUUGGGUAUAACAUUAAUAGAAAUGGAAUUCGUCCUAAUAAAAAUCAUCUAGCAGCAAUAGAAACUUAUCCAGUACCUAAAAAUACAAAAGAACUGCAAAGAUGUAAUGGUCUGUUUUCUUAUUUUCGACGUUUUGUCCCUGGUUUUUCACUUAUAGCUAAGCCUUUGACAGACUUAUUAAAAAAAGAUGUAAAAUUUAAAUGGACUGAAGAAUGUGCUAAAGCUUUUGAAUUCUUAAAAAAUAAACUUGUAUCAUCUCCAAUACUUGCAAUUUAUGAUCCCAUGCGGGAAACAGAAUUGCAUUGCGAUGCUAGUUCGCAUGGUUUUGGUGCUGCUCUAAUGCAAAAGCAAGAUGAUAAAAAAUUCCAUCCUGUUGCUUUCUUUUCCAAAAAGGCAACUAACGGAGAGUCCCAACUAAUAAGCUUUGAGCUAGAAACUUUGGCGAUAAUUCAUGCUCUAGAACGAUUUAAUACUUUUCUUGAUCGUUUACCUUUUCUCAUUAUAACUGAUUGUGAAGCACUUUCUCAGACUCUUUCGAAACAUAGCUAAAUGGGCUCUUAUUCUCGAAAAUUACGAUUGCAAAGUUCAGCAUCGAAAAGGUGAACGAAUGGCUCAUGUUGAUGCACUUAGUCGUACCCCAAUUAUUGCUGCUGUGUCAACUGUAGAACUAGAUAAAAAUAUUCAAGUCACACAAGAACGUGAUACUAUUAUACGGUCAAUAAGAGAAAAGCUUGAGAAAGGUGAAGUUCCUGGAUAUUUUUUAGAAAAUGGUUUAGUUUUUCGUGUUGGAUUACAAAAUAGUCAUCAGCUUUAUGUACCAAAAGAACUUGAAGACAAUAUUAUGCGAUCUAUUCACGAAAAAUGUGGACACUUAGGUAUUGACAAAUGUGCGAAUCAGCUGCUGAAAAAUUACUAUAUUCCAAACGUUAAAGAAAAGUUCAAUAAAUUCAUUAAAAACUGUAUAAAAUGCAUAUACAAUUCGGCACCCCACAGAAGUAAUGAACGAAAUUUAUAUAAUAUACCAAAGCGACCUGAACCAUUUGAUUCAAUUCAUAUAGACCAUUUUGGUCCACUACCGUCGAAUAACUCAAGAAGAAAAUAUGUGUUUGUUAUCAUAGAUGCGUUUACAAAAUUUGUUAAGCUCUAUCCGGUAAAUACCCCUGGAUCAAGAGAAGCAAUUAAUGCUCUUGAACGAUAUUUUGAUUAUUUUAGUCGGCCACGUAGGAUAAUAAGUGAUCGAGGUACAAGCUUUACCUCUCAGGAAUUUAGUAGUUUUGUUGAAAAACACAAUAUCGACCAUAUUAAAGUUUCAGUUGCAUCACCACAAUCGAAUGGUCAAGUGGAACGUGUGAACAGAGAUAUGAAAGCUAUGUUAGCGAAAUUAACAGAGUCUCCAGUUCAAAAUGACUGGCGACAAAAACUUACAAAUGUAGAGUACGCUUUAAAUAAUACAAACCAUACUAGUACCAAAAUUUCACCAAGCAAGUUGUUAUUUGGUGUUGAACAACGUGGACGGGUCGUGGAUGAAUUGACUGAGUAUUUGAAUGAUAGAUACUCAAAUCCAGAAAGGGUAGAUCUAGUAAAAUUACGAAAUGAUGCAUCAGAAGCAAUCAAUAGAUCUCAGUUGUAUAAUUUGAACUAUUUUAAAGAACAUCAUUCCCCGCCCAAACAAUUUGAGGUUGGUGAUUUUGUAGUAAUUAAAAAUAUUGACAGAUAAAUAUUGAAGAUAUCGAGGGAUAUCAAGUGACACAGAUUCCAUAUCAUGGCAUUUUAGAUUCAAGCAGGUUAAAAAAAUGGGUUGAUCCUGAUGAUGAUAUUGAAAUAAAUGGUUUGGAUUUUGAAAGCAACACUUAAAUUUUAUUACGUUCUUUAAUUUUAUCGUUAUUUUUUUUGUUAUUAUAUUAUAUUAUUUUAUUUUUUAUUUUAAGUACAAUCGAGGUCGAUUGUAAAAUCAGG
Molecule: messenger RNA, 2118 nt
Organism: Episyrphus balteatus (marmalade hoverfly)
Lineage: Eukaryota; Metazoa; Arthropoda; Insecta; Diptera; Syrphidae
Exons: 1
Coding region: 770-1879 (369 amino acids)
Biological process (GO): DNA integration
Molecular function (GO): nucleic acid binding
Source: RefSeq, a predicted model, not a curated record